CUUAUCCUCGGCGCAAACAAAUAAAAUAGCUAACAACAAACACACCCACCUACUAGCCCACACACACACGAUUGUGUGAACAAAAGGUGUAGCUUAAGACGGUCAAAAUUUCCAGUAAUUACUCAGUACACGGGCAGUCGCAUAAUCCGCAACGAAGUCAGACUCAAAUCAUUAUUUUGUUUGUGUGUUUUCGCGUAAAAGUUAGUGGUAAGGGUUACAGCGACCGCGAGAGAGAGCGAAAAAACAACGUGCGAGUCGAGUGAGAGUGCGAUUGCAAUGACAACGUCGACAGUUAAGCGAUGCCGACGAUCGUCGCCAACGACGCCCGCUGGCGGUGAUGAGGUUCCUGGGGAGGAUGUGGAUGUGGUGAUGAACGAUAGUCCCAUCCACACCAGCGGCAGUCUGUCGAAACGAGACUCCGAGGAGGAUGCCUGGGCAUCCAAGGGAUACAACUACAUCAAUCCCUUCGUGCACCGUAUCGAAAUCGACAGUCACAUUGAAGUGGCCAAGGUCUAUGUGCUGACGGUUCUAUUGCUGCCCAUUCGUGUGGUCGGAUGUGUGCUCUCCCUUAUCUCCGCGUGGAUGUUCGCCUGCAUUGGGCUCUAUGGGAUGACGCUGGAUGACCUCAAGGCAAAGCCGCUCACGGGCUGGCGCAAGCAAAUGCAAUACAUGACGGCCAAGGCCAUGCGCAUGCUGUACGCCUCGGGAUCAUUUUACUACGUGAACAUGAAAGGAGCACCGGCGACACCAAAGCAGGCACCCAUACUGGUGGUGGCACCGCACUCCUCCUAUGUGGACUCCAUACUGGUGGUGGCCACCGGACCGCCAUCGAUAGUGGCCAAGCGGGAGACGGCAGAUAUACCGCUGCUGGGUCGCAUCAUCAACUACGCCCAGCCGAUCUAUGUACAGCGCGAGGAUCCCAAUUCCAGGCAAAAUACGAUACGGGACAUUGUGGACCGGGCCCGAUCCACAGACGAUUGGCCGCAGGUCGUCAUCUUUGCCGAGGGCACGUGCACGAAUCGCACGGCUCUGAUCAAGUUUAAGCCGGGCGCCUUCUAUCCGGGCGUGCCGGUGCAGCCAGUGCUGCUCAAGUAUCCGAAUAAAUAUGACACCUUCACCUGGACCUGGGACGGACCCGGCGUCCUACGUCUCCUUUGGCUGACCAUGACACAGUUCUACAAUCGCUGCGAAGUCGAAUAUCUGCCCGUAUACCAGCCAAACGAGGCCGAGAUGGCCGAUGCCAAUCUCUAUGCAAACAAUGUGCGCGAGGUGAUGGCCAAAGCUCUGGGUGUGCCCACAUCGGACUAUUCAUUCGAGGAUGUGAUCGUGAUGAGUCGUGCUCGUGACAUGAAGAUACCCUUUCCCGGCGACAUUGUCGAGAUUGAGCGGACCAUCGAGCAACUGGGACUGUUGGAGAGUACACGGGAUACGGAGCUGUGCGAGAUAUACUUGAGCUUGUCCAACACGGACAAGCUGGACAUCAUCACCUUUGCGGAGCUGCUCCAGGUGGAUCUGAAGAACCCGUAUUUGCACAAAUUGUUUGCCCUUCUGGAUCAUCGUCGCCGUGGCACAGUCUCGCUGAAAAGUUUUCUACUGUGCUCGCUCUUCAGCAAAUUGAAAAACGCCGACCUAUCGACCUUUCUGCGCGCACUGAUCAAGCUUUAUAGCGAGUCGAGUGAGAAAAUCAGUAGGGAAAGCUUCGUGCGUCUGAUGCGGCAUGCUGGUGGCAAGCUGAACGAGCAAAAGGCCCAGGCGCUCUACUAUGCAGUGGACACUGCCAACAUUGGCUACGUUUCCUUCGAUUCAUUUGUGGCGUACACGGAAAAGACAUCAAGCUACAAGUUUUUCUACCACAAAUCGGAGCACAUAAGAAGAUCAAAGGCGACCGUUGCAAGCAACCCCAACUAAAGCUGGCCCUUUAAGUUACAUAUUUCAAAAGCUAAGCAAGAAGCUGAGGGAGAGCAAAGUACAGCAUAGAAAAUACGGAAGAUUGUAGAAGAAUGUUAGAGAAAAGCAAAGCCCAACCAACCUAAGCAGAAACUGUCGAGUGUAUAUUUUUAAUAUUUAUUUAUAUUUACCGUGUAGCGCGUGUCCUGGCACCUAUAAAAUUUAAUUAAUAUAAUUUGUACGAUUAUUAUCUUAAUUAAUAUUUUUUUGUUUGUUUGUUUGUUGUAUGUAACAAUGCUCAGAGCGGCAAAGAGAUGCGGCCAGCCUUGUUAUUAAUUUUACAUACUCAGACUCUUAACGCAAGUCAUUUCAUCUUUGUGAUUUUUUUUUUAUACACACCAACAAACAAAAACAACCAACUUACGUUACAUAUAGGCGUUAUACAUAUAUACACUUAAAUAUACAUAAACAAACAAAAAUAUAUACAUAUACAUAAAUGUCUAUGUAGAGGCAGGCUAACGUCCAACGUAAUGGAUGGGCAGACGAUUGUAUUUGAUUUGCCCAUCGAAUGUUUCAUUGACUGUUUCCAUGGCAAAGAGAUCGUUUAGAAAUAUGUAUGCAUAAAUAUUGCACGGCAAGCCAUAAGUAUAAGACUAUGUACUAUGUAGGUGAGAGGCAACACCCAAAUGACACAGACUUUUGUAACUUCACAGACAAAUGCCUCAUGUUGUAGCCACACCCACACACCACCCGAUUACUAGUAGCAGUAGGUAGUACUGGUGACCAGUAGUAGCAUCCCCAAUUUAAUAGAACAACCACCAAUCAAGCACAUUAAAUGGAAAAUAACGUAUUGUAAAACUUUAAAUUAUGUAAAACAGUUGAACUAAUGAAAUAUCUGUGUAAAGAUAGAUAGCUAGAUGCCUGUACUGAUCAUAAACUACCCCAAAAAAAACCCGUAAAAGAACAAACCAAUUAACCAACCAAAACUGAACGGAAAUUAAUUGUACCCAUCCAGCAAAUAUUAUCCAAUGUAAAAGUCCGAUCUGCCUUCGGCUUUGCCCAUACAUCGAAAUUUGUAUCCUAUUUUAUCCUGUAUCCAGAAGAAAAGGCUACCAGAACACCAUUAUGGGAAAUCUGUUACCAACCAACAAAACACUCUUACGUUCUCUAGUUCCUAUCCAUAAUACGGCAGAGGCUAAUUAUAAUAUCUUGUGCAUUUGUAACUAAUACAGAAAACUUAAACUAGACUUUAGACCGGCACGUGGCACAGCGAGAUGAAAUUUGCAUAGCCUGAACUUAAAUCAAUCAUUUCCUGUACCCCAUCCCCCCCAAACACCCCAAACAGAGUCUAUAAUAUAAAUUACCAAAAAGAAUAACCUUAAAUAUGUAAUUGAAAACUGGCACCAAACUGAAUCUAUCCAAAUGUAAAACCCAUUGAAUUAUGACAGAGCCAGAGCCAGAGCCAGGGGCAAGGCAAAAAUAACUCCAUAGUUUUUACAUUUUGAAGAAGAAGAAACUAACUUAACCCUAAGCUAAAUGAUAUAAUUUAUGUGCUAUUCUAAUGGAUAUUAUUAGAACCUAAGCCGGCACCGAGAUCAAUCCGAUUGGGAUCAGUAUCGGUCGCAUUCUGUAUCCACGUCCACCAAAUCGGUUGAGAAAUAUGCUCAAAAAAAAUAAAAACAU
Molecule: messenger RNA, 3570 nt
Organism: Drosophila obscura
Lineage: Eukaryota; Metazoa; Arthropoda; Insecta; Diptera; Drosophilidae
Gene: LPCAT
Product: lysophosphatidylcholine acyltransferase
Exons: 8
Coding region: 277-1908 (543 amino acids)
Molecular function (GO): calcium ion binding
Source: RefSeq, a predicted model, not a curated record